Hylaeus anthracinus is the source of this 2804-nucleotide messenger RNA. It is a transcript of the gene Rap2l, whose product is annotated as ras-related protein Rap-2c. The transcript has 2 exons. The coding region runs from base 488 to 1033 and encodes 181 amino acids. Lineage: Eukaryota; Metazoa; Arthropoda; Insecta; Hymenoptera; Colletidae. Gene Ontology annotation, biological process: Rap protein signal transduction; negative regulation of cell migration. Gene Ontology annotation, cellular component: plasma membrane. The record is from RefSeq and is a predicted model, not a curated record. Gene Ontology annotation, molecular function: GTP binding; GDP binding; GTPase activity.
GAUGCUCGCGCAAGGAGGUACGAAGAAAAUCCAAGCGCGAUAAGAUGGCGUCACGCACGUCAGAGAGCUAGGGAAAGAAGUGAGGGGUAGAGGAAAGACAGGAAGGAGGCAGGCACAGGCGAACGUCGCCAGGGGACUGCGGUGUGUGACAGAGAGUGCGAAUACGGUGCUGUCAUGUCUUCUUCGAGCCUUAAGAACGGCUACGAUUCGAUCACGGUGGUGAAACGUUGUGCGUGAUCCCCCAUCGUUCCAGUAACAUCAUCGAUGCCUUUGUUCGGCAAUAAGAACUGUUCUCGUUCGAACGCGUUCGCUUCGAGGAUACGAGGACGGCGGUGGUAGUCGGCUGAGACGUGUUCGAUAAAGAAACAAACGUGCGCGACCGAUUAAUCGGCUGGGAAACUCGAGAGAUAGAAUCUUCCUCUCGGUCCUGGACACGUCGAGGAGGAGGAGGAGGCGGAGGAAGAGACGGAGGCGAACUGCCAAAGAGAUGCGCGAGUUCAAGGUAGUCGUCCUCGGCUCGGGCGGGGUAGGCAAGAGUGCACUCACCGUGCAAUUCGUUUCGGGAUGUUUCAUGGAGAAGUACGAUCCGACGAUCGAGGACUUCUAUCGGAAGGAGAUCGAGGUGGACAACUCGCCGUGCGUACUCGAGAUCCUCGACACCGCUGGCACCGAACAGUUCGCGAGUAUGCGCGAUCUUUACAUAAAGAACGGGCAAGGCUUCGUUGUCGUUUACAGCCUGACGAAUCAUCAGACCUUCCAGGACAUCAAGGCGAUGAAGGAAUUGAUAACGCGCGUAAAAGGCACGGAAAGGGUGCCCGUGUUGCUGGUAGCGAACAAGCUCGACCUGGACCAUCAACGCGAGGUGGAGACCGCGGAGGGUAACAAUUUGGCACAGCUCUGGGGAUGCCCCUUCGUCGAGGCGUCCGCGAAGAACCGCACAAACGUCAACGACGUGUUCGCGGAGAUCGUACGCGAAAUGAACUUCAGCCCCGAGAAAGAGAAGAAGAGCUACUGCUGUUGCAGCGUCCUCUAAUAAUUAAUCAAAAUCCUGAACCAGGCUCGUCUAGAGCCAUGUUAGGUAAAGGAAACCGCUCAACCUCGAGCUCGUGCUGUGAAUUCACCAAUCUGUAAGACUAAUGUUACCCUUUGGAUCGAACCAAUUUGGAUCGAGGAUCUUUGUGAAUUCGACUAUGUCAAAGACUCAACGCCGUCUCUUGGUUCUUUUUCUAUCGGAAAAUCACAGUCUGCUAUUAGGCCGGCUGUUAAAUAUUUUAAUAUACAUGGAUAGUAUUAUAUGUAAUAUUAUUGUAAUAUAUAAUGAUAGAUGUAAGCGGGCAACGAAAGAGGUAACUCCGUCAGCAAAGGACCAAUAAUCGACAGAGAAAGAGCGAGAUAUGAAAGUGAAAAUGGAUUGGUAAACGACACCGAUAUCAUUCCGGGCUACAAUGGAACUGCCCGGCGAUAGUUGUUACUUGUUAACGGCGAAACCAAACUCGAUACGUCUAGCUUUCUGCUCAAUCUAAACGAAGCGCCCAUCGCAUAUUUGUUCCAAUUUAGCGAAACCUGUAUUGCUCAUAGGUUAAACGCUAAUCAAUGGGACAUCCAAACUAUUUGCAGAUAUUGAAGGAAUCACUGUGGUGGCUAGCCAUUCGAUGUAAAGGAAAGAAUUGAAACGACUGAGUAAAUUUUAUUUACGAUGUACAGUCAGAAACUUGAAAGAGGACGUAAGGUCUUAUAUACGCAUUGUGCAAUGAUAUCCAUUAAUGAUAUACUACCCAUGCUCAAACGUCAGAGGCUGCGGUAAAGAAUUCUUCGUAUAAGGGGUUCGAAUGCUGUGUCGAGUGUACAGUUUUAAUAGUAAAAAUACAUUUUAUUAAGGAAAAUAUAGAGUCGCGAAAAUGAUCCACUAAUGGCUAGAAUUUUAUAUUCGGAACCAUGACAUUUAAACGAUCGAGUUCCAUCUGAUUUCGGUACCAUUUAGUUGCAUACCAGGUAUUAUUUAUGUUCUUAUUCGAUUAUAGAUUCAAUUACUUGGAAUGGGAAUUUGAAUAAUGGCACCUGGUGCUUCGAACAGCCAAGAUGUAAUUAAGAGAGAAUUGUCCCAGACAAAUAGAGAAGGAAGAACGUCGAUGGAAAGGAGAUUGCGGUAAUGUUACAGUGGAACAUUAGUACAUAACGUCAAUCGUAAACAUAAUUAUAGGAUUUAUAUGAUAAAGUCUGUACGAUAAAAAAAAAACAAAUACAAAGUCUUUAUACAAUUUCGAUAAGUUUUAUAGCCAAUUUUAAACCAGCAAGAUGAUGAUUCGGCUUUGAAACUUGUUUUUUUUCUCGCAAAGGCUUGCUGGUACUACACUGAUCCCUUCAAUUGCAAAAAAAUACAUAUGUGGUACUUGUAAUAAUAUCCGAUGUAUCCAUUGCUUUAUACGUACAGAGGAAUGUCCUUUCGUAAAAAAAAACUAUUCACCAUUAAGUUUAGCGAAUGUAAACCGAUGGAUGUUUAAAAAAAAAAAAGAAGCAAUGGACUCCCUUAUAAGUAGCAGUAGGUCGUGUGUAAUUUUUCUCGUGUGAUCAAAAUCAUAUUAUCCGAUGUUAAAUACCGCUUUGAUAUCAUAAACAAUCAUUACAUUAGCUUGAUAUAUUAUUUAACGCCACCAUCGAAGUCAUUAAUUUUUCCGUGUAAUCGCUGCACGACGUACCUUAAGCAAAAUAAGGGUUGUUCGCUCGUCUAUCGUUUUCUUUUUUUUAUGAGUUUAACCGAAGGAUAUUAAUCCCGAUUUUUUUUUCUUGAAAAAAAAAAAAAAGAA